Messenger RNA from Cydia strobilella, 1746 nucleotides. RefSeq names its product protein GPR107. NCBI's taxonomy places the organism in Eukaryota, Metazoa, Arthropoda, Insecta, Lepidoptera, Tortricidae. The transcript is spliced from 12 exons. Gene Ontology annotation, cellular component: membrane; Golgi apparatus. The record is from RefSeq and is a predicted model, not a curated record. Bases 86 to 1696 code for a protein of 536 amino acids. Gene Ontology annotation, biological process: transport.
AUGAAACUGUUAUAACGUAUAACAGAAAAUUAUUAUUGAAACUAACGCAUUUUUCGCCAAAACAUUACGAGACUAGUCAUGAAACAUGGUUUAUUUAAUGAAGAUAAUUUCGGUAAUCGUACUAACUGUUAUUGUUGCAGUAAAAGCCAGAAUACACAAGUUGCCUCUUACGGAUGAUUACCGGCACUAUGUGGACCUGACCACCUUCGGGUUCUUCCAAGGCGGGGUGCUCGAUGUUCGCAUGGUCAACUUCAAACUACCCUCAAACGUGGAACCCGGAGAGUACGGUUUCACCCUCGACCGCACAGUGAAUGACGCCAUCAGCCCGUACUUAGAGGCACAUUCCGACAUGUGCUUCCUAAAGGACAGCGAGAGCAGCUACACGUCCUCGCAGCACCCCGCCAUCGUGUUCCUUAAGAUGGACUUCAACAACUUGAGGUUAAACAUAACUUGCAAAGGCAACGACCUGAAAGCCAUGCAUCUGUACCAGAACCGAUCGCAGAUACCACUGGACCGCGCCAAGCGGAGUAGCUUCUGGCGGCACCCUUACAUCACCAAGCGGUCUGCUGACAAGGGUCCGGAAUGCGUGCCUCCUUGCUCGUGCGCCCAUCUGCCCAUAACAAAAGAAACAAAAAAUGGCUUCGAUUAUUACAAUACCAGUUUCGCAAUGUACGUGGCAUCCGUGCGCGAGGAGGGGCUGUACAACCUCUACUUCCACAACUGCCCAAAGACUGACAAGGGAGUUACACCCGCUAUGAACUUUGUUAUAGAAAUAUACGAAAGCAACGACGGCAAUUUCCUGUCAGCCGGCGAGAUGCCGCUCCCCGCCUUAUACAGCACGAUGUCGCUCAUAUUCCUGCUCUCGGCCGGUUUUUGGACCUUCAUCCUCAAGAGCAGCAAGCACCCCGUGUACCGGAUACACAUCCUCAUGUGCGUGCUGGCGUACCUCAAGGCGCUUUCGUUGGCCUUCCACGGGAUCAACUACUAUUUCAUCAGGACGAGGGGCGAGCACGUCACGGCGUGGGCCAUACUCUACUAUAUCACUCACCUGUUAAAAGGCGCAGUGUUGUUCGUGACAAUAGUGCUCGUCGGUACGGGCUGGAACUUCAUCAAACACAUCCUGGCUGACCGGGACAAGAAACUGUUCAUGAUCGUCAUACCACUGCAGGUGGUUGCAAACGUGGCAGAAAUAAUAAUAGCGGAGAGCGAAGAGGGCGCGGCGGAGCACAACGCGUGGAGCGACACCUUCAUUUUGGUGGAUCUCCUGUGCUGCGGUGCCAUUCUGUUCCCCGUCGUGUGGUCGAUACGCCACUUGCAAGACGCGUCGAGCACCGACGGCAAAGCAGCGAUCAACCUGCGGAAACUGAAGUUGUUCCGCCACUUCUACAUAAUGGUCGUGUGUUACAUAUACUUCACGAGGUUCAUCGUCUAUCUGCUCAAGAUAACGGUGCCGUUCCAGUACUCGUGGAUAGACGAGAUGUCGCGCGAGCUGGCAACGUUCGUGUUCUUCGUUAUGACCGGCUAUAAGUUCCGACCUGCCGCCGCCAACCCGUACUUCACGCCCAACACGACGGACGACGCGCUCGUCCUAUCGGAAAUCGGCGUGCUAGAGGGAGUAACGAAGAUACCGCACCGCGGCGAGAGGAAGCGAGAAGACACGGUGCCUCUCAUGCAGGACGGCUACAAUUCCGACUAGCGUAUGCUUUCCUAGUUAGUUUUAUAUCUUGUACAGUCGCCAUCAGAUAU